Bubalus bubalis (water buffalo) is the source of this 3383-nucleotide messenger RNA. RefSeq names its product transmembrane protein 104 (gene SLC38A12). The record is from RefSeq and is a predicted model, not a curated record. Bases 208 to 1695 code for a protein of 495 amino acids. The transcript has 10 exons. NCBI's taxonomy places the organism in Eukaryota, Metazoa, Chordata, Mammalia, Artiodactyla, Bovidae.
CGCGGCGCGCGCGGAAAAGGUGGGCUCCCUGCGCGGGCGCAUGCGCGCUGCGGGCGCUGGUGCGGGACAGCUGGCGCCGGUCGCAGCCCCGGGGAUCGCAGGAGGCGGCCGCGGUGGCCCAGAGCUGGCUUCGCUGCAGCCGCAGCAGCUGCCGCCCCAGCGAGGAAGAAACGUUGACCGCCGAGGGACCCUUCCUCACUUUGGGAAAUGGCAGGCGACAUCACAGAGACCGGGGAGCUCUAUUCUCCCUACGUCGGACUGGUGUAUAUGUUCAACCUCAUCGUGGGCACCGGUGCGCUCACCAUGCCCAAGGCCUUUGCCACAGCCGGGUGGCUAGUCAGCCUGGUGCUGCUGGUAUUCCUGGGCUUCAUGAGCUUCGUGACGACUACCUUUGUGGUAGAGGCCAUGGGGGCGGCCAACGCUCAGCUCCGCUGGAAGAGGAUGGAAACCCGCCAGGAGGAGGAAGACGACGACUCCUCCUCGGCCUCCGACAGUGACGUUCUCGCCCAGGACACCUACGAGCGGGCAGAGAAGCGGCCCAUCCUGUCUGUGCAGAGACGCGGAUCAAACCUUUUCGAGAUCACAGACCGGGUGGAGAUGGGACAGAUGGCCUCCAUGUUCUUCAAUAAAGUGGGGGUCAAUCUGUUCUACUUCUGCAUCAUCAUCUACCUGUACGGGGACCUGGCCAUCUACGCCGCAGCCGUGCCCUUCUCCCUCAUGCAGGUGACCUGCAGCGCCCUAGGCAACGACUCGUGCGGCGUGGAGUCCGACACCAAGUACAAUGACACGGACCCGUGCUGGGGGCCCCUGCGCCGCGUGGACGCCUACCGCAUCUACCUGGCCAUCUUCACGCUCCUCCUCGGACCCUUCACCUUCUUUGACGUCCAGAAGACCAAAUACCUGCAGAUCCUCACGUCCCUGAUGAGAUGGAUCGCUUUUGCCAUCAUGAUCGUGCUGGCCCUGGUGCGCAUUGCGCACGGGCGCGGGGAGGGGCACCCGCCGCUGGCAGACCUCUCGGGCGUCCGGAACCUGCUGGGCGUGUGCGUCUACUCCUUCAUGUGCCAGCACUCCCUGCCGUCGCUCCUCACCCCCGUCUCCUCCAAGCGCCACCUCACGCGCCUGGUCUUCCUGGACUACGUGCUCAUCCUGGCGUUCUACGGGCUCCUCUCCUUCACCGCCAUCUUCUGCUUCCGUGGCGACAGCCUGCUGGACAUGUACACCCUCAACUUCGCGCGCUGCGACGUGGUGGGCCUGGCCGCCGUGCGCUUCUUCCUGGGCCUCUUCCCCGUCUUCACCAUCAGCACCAACUUCCCCAUCAUCGCCGUGACCCUCCGCAACAACUGGAAGACGCUCUUCCACCGCGAGGGGGGCACAUACCCCUGGGUGGUGGACCGCGUGGUGUUCCCCACCAUCACCCUGCUGCCCCCCGUGCUGGUGGCCUUCUGCACCCACGACCUGGAGUCCCUGGUGGGCAUCACGGGGGCCUACGCGGGCACGGGCAUCCAGUACGUCAUCCCGGCCUUCCUGGUGUACCUCUGCCGCAAGGACACCCAGCUGGCCUUCGGCUACGGGACCAUCAACAAGCACAGGUCCCCCUUUCGCCACACCUUCUGGGUUGGCUUUGUGCUGCUCUGGGCUUUCUCCUGCUUCUUCUUUGUCACCGCCAACAUCGUCCUCAGUGAGACCAAGCUCUGACGGCAGGACGUGUCUGGUGACGAGAGGGGUAGGAGCCCCCCACUGGCAGAGCCCAGAGCUUGUUGCCUCCCUGGGCGCAGCGGGGCGGGCAAGACCCAGGCUCUUGGAGAGGACCUCCUCCCCACCCAGGAUUCUACACAGCCUGCACCUCACCGAGGUCGCUCUCCUCCAGGUCCUCUUGCCUGGGGCUGCCCCCGACCAGCCGAGUCCCACAGCAGGGCCACACAGCUGCUCCGAGGUUCUAGUCUGGCUACUGGACUCGAGUCCUCUGCUUUGGAACGGUGGAAGCGCAGCGCUGGCACGCUGCCACUAUUUAUACCAGACACACGUCCCCCAGCCUCUCUCCCAGCCCCUCCUGCAUCUUUGGGAAAUCCGCUCCACCAGGCUAGGCCCAGAGCCCUCCUGUCCUCCCCACUGGGCCUGGCAGGGCUCACCUUUCUGCCAGGCCUGGAGGUGCCAAGCACCUCUCCUAAGGGAGUGCCAGGCCAGCCGGUGACAAGGACUGGAUGUGCUAAUUGGUCCCAGGGGCCCCAGACCAAAGCAGUGAGGGCCACGCGAAGGGCACCAACAUCUGUCCCGGGCUCCUGAGUCCACGAUGACUCUGGAGCAGCGGGCAGAAGCAGCCCUUUCCUCACAGACACAGCAGCCCACACAUCCCUGGAAGGGAUCCCUGGGCCUCCUGCAGUGCCAGGGUUGGGGGGGGGCACAGGCCAGCAUACAAGGGGCACUGGAGGGGAGUGGCCCCCGGCUGUCACCACUGUGGCUGGGAGCACCCCAGGCAUGUAGCCCAUGGUUCCCACCCUGUAAGAGAGGUCGGGCCUGCCCCCACUCCAUCACUAACAGGGGCUCCCUUUCAAGCCAGGCUGUGGGUACUACCCGAUGUCCAUGCUCUCCAUGUCCCUUGGGUGCCGUGGGGUGAGAUAGGGCCCCGCUCACCCUUCCCAUGGAAGGAGGGCCAGGUUCCCAGGCACCUCACCAGCUCCACGUGGUAACCCCCGCCCCCACAAUCAUGCAUGCACCUGCUGGGCCAGCCUCCCUGGGAGACACAGGUGACUCGAAUGAACUGCAUUUUCAACGUGCCUUCUUCUGCUUCAGGACCCGGGGGCUCCUCCUGGCCCUCCCUGGCGAGCCCCCGGCCCUGGGCCUAAUCCUCCUGUCCUGGGGCCCAGAGCAGUGGACAGGAGCAGCCUCUGGGGUGGGGUCCCUGCCCCUCCGUCCUUUGAUCUCAGUGCCUUGCUCGGCUCUCCAGGGAAUCCCGGCAGCCUGCUCUCCGCCCCCGCGCAUCUCAACUGUCUUCAAACUUUGGACAGAGCGUGGACGCCAGGUCUUCUGAGGCCCACGGGUGGUCUCGGGGAGGGGAACACGGGCUUUGCAAGAACACGGGGAGUCCGUGGGCGGUCCCAGCCCUCCCCGGGGGGAGCUCCCGGCCUGUGAGAGUCCAGUGUCUCAACCGGCCGCGACCUGCUUUCUCACUCUUGUCGCGCAUCUUCCGUCCUCACAGCUCGUCCAAUGUACUGUUCUCUUGCAUCCUCCUGGAAAGAUGCCCCUUCCCCUUUUGCCUCCCAGGAGGCCUUGCGGGGUGGGCGGGGCCGGGAUGUGUCCGCCCCCUUGGGCGGGGACCCUCUCUGGGGCUGCCCAGCUGUUUUGCUGAAAUGUCGAUUAAAACGUCUGUGCUUACCCUUCUCCAA